This is a messenger RNA of Lichtheimia ornata, 1623 nucleotides long. RefSeq names its product molybdenum cofactor biosynthesis protein A. The transcript is spliced from 7 exons. Lineage: Eukaryota; Fungi; Mucoromycota; Mucoromycetes; Mucorales; Lichtheimiaceae. Gene Ontology annotation, biological process: Mo-molybdopterin cofactor biosynthetic process. Bases 1 to 1623 code for a protein of 540 amino acids. Gene Ontology annotation, molecular function: 4 iron, 4 sulfur cluster binding; metal ion binding; GTP 3',8'-cyclase activity. The record is from RefSeq and is a predicted model, not a curated record.
AUGUUUGCUCCUCUAUUACGGAGAGCACGUUGCUUCUCAACGCUCCAGCUACCCAAGGUCAAUCCUAUACAACAACAACAACAACCUCCUCCUGCUCCUGCUGCUUCUAUCAAAUCUCCCCAUUUGACAGAUACUUUUGGUCGUACACAUAAUUACUUGCGCAUUUCACUCACUGAGCGUUGUAACUUGCGAUGCACCUAUUGCAUGCCAGAGGAAGGAGUACCAUUAACACCAAGUGAUCAAUUAUUGUCCACGGAUGAAAUCUUGCAUUUGGCGCGUUUGUUUGUGCAGCAAGGGGUGAACAAGAUACGAUUGACGGGAGGUGAACCUACCGUACGCCCUGAUCUCAUUGAUAUUGUACGUGGGAUCAGCGAUCUAAGACCACAAGGUCUCCAAAGCAUCGGGAUCACAACCAAUGGUAUCGCCCUUAAACGUAAACUUCCCUUGUUACGUGAUGCAGGUCUUGAUUCGCUUAAUAUCAGCUUGGAUACCCUGGAUCGCCACAUGUUUGAAAUCAUGACACGUCGACGAGGCUUUGAUAACGUGGUGGCAUCCAUUGAACAAGCGGUUGAUCUCGGAUUCAAAUCAGUCAAAAUCAACUGCGUCGUGAUGCGAGGGACCAAUGAUGAUCAAGUCAUGAAUUUUGUGGCAUAUACCAAAGACAUGCCUGUCAACGUCCGAUUUAUUGAAUACAUGCCAUUUGAUGGUAAUCGGUGGAACAAGGAUAAAUUGGUGCCUUAUCGUGAAUUGAUUGAACGUAUCGAGAAACGUUUUGGAGGCCUACAUAAAUUAUCGGACGAUCCAAAUGAUACUACCAAGUCAUACCAAGUGCCAGGCUACCAAGGCAAAGUUGGAUUCAUUACAUCUAUGACAGAACACUUUUGUGGCACGUGCAAUCGAUUACGGAUCACAGCGGAUGGAAGUAUCAAAGUCUGUUUAUUUGGAUCCACCGAAGUAUCAUUACGUGACAUGCUAAGACAACAAGAUCAAAAAGACGACCACCUUCUCCAAGCGAUAGGCGCUGCCGUUCGUAAAAAGAAACGACAACACGCAGUUGUAGCGGCCAACAUCCCUGUGUUCAAUAAACGAUGGUAUUCCACAUCCUCGCGUGAUAAAGGUGACGAAGCAAGAUUGACCCACACGGACCCAGAAACCGGUGAAGCAAGAAUGGUAUCAGUGACGGAUAAGAAGGAUACUCAACGUGAAGCACGUGCUAUUGGUCAUAUAUUACUCCCUCCUCAAACAUUCCAAUUACUUCAAGAGAAUGCGUGUGAGACAUCCAAAGGCAAUGUGUUGACCGUGGCUCAAAUUGCUGGUAUCCAAGCUGCCAAAUCCACGAGUCAGCUGAUCCCUUUAUGCCAUCCACUCAUGUUGGGAUACAUUGAUGUACGAUUAAGGUUGGCCAAAGGAGAUCGCGUUGAAUGUGAAUCGGUUGUACGAUGCAAUGGCAAAACGGGCGUUGAAAUGGAAGCAUUGACGGCAACAAGCGUAGCAUUGCUGACAGUCUAUGAUAUGUGCAAGGCAUCGUCCAAAAAGAUGAUCAUUGAAGGUAUUCGUGUUGUCGCCAAAUCAGGUGGUAAAAGUGGAUCGUGGCAAUGGUAUCAUGAUAAUAUUGAACAAUGA